Clonostachys rhizophaga is the source of this 1533-nucleotide messenger RNA. Lineage: Eukaryota; Fungi; Ascomycota; Sordariomycetes; Hypocreales; Bionectriaceae. The record is from the annotation of a GenBank genome assembly.
AUGCACCCUGAUGCGAUUCACGCGUGGAUCCAGACCAUUGUGUUCGCGAGCCCGUCCCACGAUCUUGCUUUCACAGCCGAUGAGCAGAGCCGAAUCCCUGCCGACAUCGACGACGCGUCGCUGAACAAAGCAAGGUCGAGAUCCAUCAUAUACUCUAUAUCGAGUCCGUCAAAGCGCCAACAACUUGGAGAUGUUCCUGGCGGCGUCGCCACCGAUCCCGAGACGACGCCUUGGCGACCACGACGAGCGAACACAGUCCAUGCUACCGACGAGAGCCCAGCAUCCUCUUUCGCUCAUGGCGAAAUGCCUCCGUGGCAAUCUGGUUCUUGUGGCCCCCCUUCGAUGGCGCAGACGUCUGUUUUCACGGGCGUCCUUGCCCCGCCCCAUGUCGCAACGCUGACGAUGGACCAGCGACACCAAUCGACUGGGUCGUCAGCAUCUUCAGUCCAACGACCAGGCAGCAAGUCACCGUCAAAGCAGCACAGGAGGGUGGCUGACUUGAUGACCCUUGAUCGGCCCGUGCGGUUUAAAAUGGAGAUGAACAUGAGAGACGCGCUUUCAUCCGAUGCCCAGGGUCUCUAUAAUGCACUAGUCAGGGCAGAACGCGGUGAGGGGAUCCUGCCGCCGACUCUUACCGAUAUCCCGGGCAUGGAUCCCAUGGAUAUUAGCCCAUACAUGUGGCAGCAAGCGAUUGCCGGAACAGAUGCCCAGUCCUCCGACAGCUCUGUCGCUGAUAAGCAUCGUCGUAUCCUCGAUAUUGUCAAGGUCUCCCAUAAGUCAUCCGAGUUGCACCGUUCCGAGGCGUCCUGGAAUACAAUGGUCCAUUAUCCUCUCCUCUAUGAACUCACGUCGUCGUCCUCCGUGAGAGUUGAGCCGAUAAUGUCGGCCCAAAUCGUCCCGGCCUUCCGUCCCUCCUUCUAUAAUCAGUCUUAUGACGAGGUCUCAUCGCCGAGCACAGGCUUCAGCUUCUCCAACACGGAUAGCAUAUCUAGUUACGAGUCCAACGCUUCGCCGUCUCGUAUGAAUGCGACCAAGUCAGUCCAUAAGAUGGUUGACUUUGCGCUCACCCUGACCCCCGACAAGGAUCUCGAGGCCCUCAUCGAAACGUUCACCAAGUCCUCCCCCACAGCGACGAUCAACCAAACAGCAUACUAUCCUCUCAAAUCUCGCCCAGCGCCAGUAUUCAUCGGAACAAAAACCUCCGCCGGCAAUGUCGAAGCGGCAAACAUCCAGCUGGGCGUCUGGACAGCGGCCUGGCAUGCGAGUCUGCGCAGCCUCAUGAGACUUGGGGGCGGCGUGGAGCGAAUCAUCACCCUUCCCAUUAUCCAGGUGAUCAACGGAACCUGGACUCUUAUGUUUGCGGUAGAUGCGCAGACUGAAAUUCAUAUUCUUGACCGAGACUUUCGAAUCGGCAACAGCAGCACUGUUUUUGGCAUGUACCAACUUCAGGCUGCUCUCUCUGCCAUCAUAGUUUGGAUGGAGGGUGAGUUCAAAGGGUGGAUCACAAGAGUUCUUCAAAGAGCGUUGAGCUAG